AUGAAGAUGGAGCCGGGCCGGCCGGCCUCCCCCGCGGGCGGCGCGCGCCCCGACCCCGAACCCGACCCCGAGCCCGAACCGGCGGGCCCCACCGGCCGGCAGCCGCGCCCGCCCCGCGCCGGACACUCGGCGCCCCGGAGCCCGGAGCCUGCGCGGACGCCCGCGGGGCCGCCAACCCCCGGCCCCGGCCCGCGCCCGCCCUGCGCCGCGGAGCCCGACGGCGUCUGCCCCCCGCCUUGCCCCGACGCCGCUCCUCUCCGCGGACGGGCUCUCGGCCACGGUCCGCUCGCGGGCGGCGACGUGGCUUGUUCCCCCGGCUUCCCGGCGCCCGCGGGGGGCGAGCUGGCCCUGGACGUGGGCCCCGAGGCCCCGGGGCGGCCCCCGGACUUCGGCCACCCCUGCCCGCUCGCGACCGAGCCCGCCGCGUGUCCGGAGGACGGCCCCCGCCUCCGCGCCGUGUUCGACGCCCUGGACGGCGACGGGGACGGCUUGGUCCGCAUCGAGGAUUUCGUCCAGUUCGCAACGGUGUACGGCGCGGACCAGAGAGAGAGCACGCACAAGAGCAAGCACGGAUACGAUGAGGGGGAGAAGCAGAGGGAGGGCGCAGAACCCAAUGUCCCUCCAUCCCGAGACCCUGAGAUCAUGACCCGAGACAAAACCAAGAGUUGGAUGCUCAACCAACUGAGCCACCCAGGUGCCCUCUUCUGAUGGAAUUUUAAGUUUGGGGGCAAAGCCCAGAUGACUUGAGUUUAGUGGAAUAGAUGAGUGUAGUGAGAUCUACUGUGACGUUGCUCCUUCUGUCUGCUGGCUGAGACUGCACUGGAAAGAAGCAGUGCUGAGUGUGGUCAUCUUAGUACCUGGACUUGGACAAGUUUCCUGGGAUGGUGGAGGAGAGCUCUUGUGUUGGAGCGGAUGAUUUACAGACUAAUGAAAGGUUGAUACUUGUGUCCGUAUAAACUUUGCUAGACUUUA
Molecule: messenger RNA, 972 nt
Organism: Canis lupus familiaris (dog)
Lineage: Eukaryota; Metazoa; Chordata; Mammalia; Carnivora; Canidae
Product: rab11 family-interacting protein 3-like
Exons: 2
Coding region: 1-708 (235 amino acids)
Biological process (GO): endocytic recycling; regulation of cytokinesis
Cellular component (GO): endocytic vesicle; recycling endosome membrane; cleavage furrow
Molecular function (GO): calcium ion binding
Source: RefSeq, a predicted model, not a curated record